GCUCAUGCAGCACUGGACAACGGCGACAUCUAUCAACUGCCAAAGAAGAUCCCUUUUGAGAAAAGCAUAUUCGAAACUGCUGGGGGCAUCUACUCGAGCGUCAACGACCUUCUUGCAUGGGCGAAGGCGAUUCUUGCUGCUGAACAGAGGUCAUACUCCGGUCCUCUUGAGGAAGUCCCAACAAUCUUGAGCAACCAAGUGCCUCUGGAUAAUCCGUCCAGAGAUCAUCGCUUCUACGGGUUCGGAUGGGUUCGGACGGCACUUCCAAACGUUGUGGGCCUUCAGGGAGACAACGCAGAACUGUUCAAGAGGGACCAGCUUCCAGUACUCGGAUCAAAAUCUCAACCAAUGAUGACCACCACCAAGGCGCCGGGCUUGGGUACUAUUCCGCAAUGUUCAUGUUUCCUGAAUCCAAUUCCGCUGUGGUGGUUCUGACGAAUUCGAUGCCACUCAACGACGUUGCGGACUGGAUCGCUCAAAUAUACAUCACCGCGCUAUUCCAAUUUGAAGAUGGAGGGAAAACGUACCUUGACCUGGCAAAGAAGUACGUUGAAUUAGCGAAGGAAAAUCGGGAUCAGAAACUCAGGCUUGUGAAAACAAUGAGAACGGGCAUUGACAGCGAGCGCAACACGAACUACUUUCAUCCGCGACAAUUGGACUUAUACACCGGGAGAUAUUACAACUCGAAGGGUAGCUGGCCAGGGAAUUUUUUCAUCGACAUCCGUUGUCCGAAGGAUCAGGGGGAAAAGGACGAUUGUUUGGAGCUCAGGUUCCAAGGACGGGAAUCACAACUCUAUAAGCUCCGUCACCUCAAGGAUGACAUCUUUGAGUGGGCACUAGACUACAACCAGCAAGCACGGCGAGCACGAUUCACGGUAUGGGACCCGGAGUAUUUCAAGAUCCAGUUCAGCUUCAACCCAAAGCGGUCUCAUGAGGCUGUUACAUCUCCCACGAAACCUUCCAAAGCUCUCAAAUGGAGUCAUACCGUCCCUCCAAGCAACACUUCGCAGGGUUGUCAAGAAGAGCUGGCGCUUGUUCUCGAGAGGUUCACGGAAGUUCCCGAGAUAUUUACCCGAAAAGGCACACUUCUCUCGUUCAGGGGCGGUGACAUGCUAGUCGGCUGGGAGGUAUACAUGCACUACAAGCAAUGGAAUCUCAGUGUAUUCCGCCACGAAAGACACUCUACGCCUUUUCGCAAGGCUUCCCAAGCGUAACUUGAUGUUAAAAACCUGC
Molecule: messenger RNA, 1233 nt
Organism: Neurospora tetraspora
Lineage: Eukaryota; Fungi; Ascomycota; Sordariomycetes; Sordariales; Sordariaceae
Exons: 1
Coding region: 246-1214 (322 amino acids)
Source: RefSeq, a predicted model, not a curated record